Molecule: messenger RNA, 2715 nt
Organism: Cylindrotheca closterium
Lineage: Eukaryota; Bacillariophyta; Bacillariophyceae; Bacillariales; Bacillariaceae
Source: the annotation of a GenBank genome assembly
AUGAAUGAAGUCAAACCAGUCGACGCGAAUAAAAACUUCUCGUCCUCUUAUUCUCCUUCUUGUCAAAUAACGACUCUUCGCAUCUCAGGCGAUAACGGCAAUCGUAUGCAAAAGGAGGAGGAGGAGGAAGAACAAAAGACGAUGGAAGAUCCUGUUGCUGUUGCUGUCGCUGUUGCUGUUGCCGUUGGAGAAUCAGAUUCAAAUUCCGCUACUGCUCAGGCCCAUGUUCCCGAACAACCACCUGCAGCAUCAGCAUCAGCAUCAUUCAGACAUCAACCAGAACCCUUUUGGGAAGAUUUAGAACCCUUUCAGCCAGUCACUGCCAAGGCGUAUUGGAGGACUAGUGAUUUGCCUUCUGCUUCUACUAACAGCAGUAGCAGCAGCAGCAGCAGCAGCACUCCAAUCAAAAACCACCCUCCAAGAGCCAUGUGGAAACGACCACUUCAUCCAGAUCCAAAGGCACCUGAAAACGAAUGGUUGCCGGAAAUGGAUGUUAUCUUGCAGCUCACCGACAUUCACAUGGAUAGCAAUGACACGUAUCAUUAUGCAAAGAAUGGUGGCCCCCUGCAUGGGAUUUGGGCUACCAUGACUACUACUAGCAGUAGCAGCAGUAGUUUUUUGGUCGAUCAAUAUGGGAAUGUACCACCUGCCAAUCUAAUCUUGUAUCCACCUGGAGUUCCGCCGCCAAGCAAUAAUGAUGAAACCAUUGUGGUACCAAGGGGCAAAUGGUCGCUUCCAGCUGGACGCAAAAUCGAAUGGCCGCCAUUGACCGACGAUGCCAAACUCUUGGUUCAAACUAUAUUUCCAGAAUGGCAGAUCAAUCAAAAUUCAUCGUGGGAGCCACAAACGGCCAAGGUGUUUACCAAAUCCAGAGCGGCGAGUGGGAGCAGCCAAAAAUAUUGUACGGUGGGAGUAUGGAAAUUCAUGAAUGAAAAGAACAAUCGCAUUUCAGACUCGGAUCUGUUGCCGGAAAUCCUAGUCGAGAUUCGUCCCCUACUGUCGUCAUUUGCCAGUAAGAAGUACGAUCAACGACAAUGGGAAGAAGCAUCGUCGGGCGUCUGGUGCACGAAUCCCAACUCACUUGCCAAUGACGAUGGUCAGUGGCAAGCCGAGGAUAUUUGGUUCCUUCCACCGCAUCAAACACCACCACCAGGAGUCUUACCUAGAGGCAAGUGGACAACCAUUCACCAAAAUGAGAGUUGGCCACCAUUGACGGAGCAAGCCAAACGCAGACGGCUGGGAAAUUUACCACAAUGGCCAGAAGUGGGAAAGGGCGAAGCAGUCAUAUUGCCAACAACGGCAACCGUUUAUUCCCAACUGGAUCCUAGAAGGCAAGACAAGGCGCCCAACUUGCAAGGCACUUGGAAGAUUGUGGAUUCUGAUUCUGAUUCUCAAAGUCUCUUUUGGGAUCCGCAAUAUGUUUUGGUAUAUCCACAACAAGAGCAAGUCUUGGAUGCUACAGUUCCUCAUGGACUAUGGGGAGUUCCUAUGAAUGCGACUCCAAAUGCGGACGGAUGUUGGGAUGCCAAGAAUGUAUGGUUCUUGCCACCAGGCACCAAGAAUCUUGAUAACUUUUGGUGUCGUGGGAAAUGGGUCUAUUCGCCCACCAAACGAAAUCCGACGUGGCCUCCGCCUCCCUCCAAGCAUGUUUUUGCGAACCUGCAAACGACCGAAAACAGUAAAAAUGUCUCCGAGGCGGCAUCAAGGAAUCAAAAGCAACGACAAGAGGCACCCAUUCAAGUUCCAAGGAAGCAAGACAAUAAUCCAUCUACAAGGAGUAUACCAGGAACCGAAAGAAGUACUAGCAGUGAAGAUAAAGUGGUACCAGUACCAGUGACAAAGAAACAAGACGACGAUUCAUCUAUUGAUCCAGCCGAACCUGGCUUCAGCCGUCCCAACUUCUUGUCACCCACCAAAGCUGCGGCGGCUGCCUUGCGCAAAAAGCGAGCGAUUGAACAGAGGUUUUCGAAACAUAGCAAUGCAUCGAGUACAACUUCGGCAGCCUUUGUCAAGAAGCCAACACUGGACCGACGAUAUUCCUCGACAUCUCACAAGGAAAUGUCCGAAGCCAUUCGCAAAUCUAGGGAGGACAGAGUACGAUACUCGUCCAAUGAGAUUCUUCGAUUAUCCGAAAACACCAAGAGCAUGCUGGAGGCUUCGUCGACACUGAUUGCGUCCAUGGUAUCAUCAAUGCCCCCUUCGCCGAUUGCGGAAUCGCCAAGUCCUGUCAUGGCCAAUAACCGCAAGGAGUCUAUUACAGUUCCAAAAGUCCAUUUAGUGGAGUCCCUGUUGGCCGAAGAGGGAACUUUGGUGGUAUUGUGCAAGGAAAUUCCAGAAACCCGAACCAUGGGUUUGGAUCAAGACAAUGCACUACUCUUGUGUUACGAUGUGCCGAAGUAUUCGAUUUUGUAUGUGGAAAAUGAUCUCUCUUUGGCCCAAGAGUUGUUGGAAAUCUCGCGCAAGUCCAUUUAUCCACAGUUCUUUUACGAACCAAAUGUCGAUUCUGACAGCGAUAGCGACAACGAGUCUGGUGGGGGUGGCGCUGAUACGAAGAACAAGGAAACGGAAACAGAAAAGUACGUGUACCUGGGUGGAUUGGCCACAGUUCGGGCCAUGUUGAUCGAACGAAUGUCCUUCCAAUAUCGCAUCCGGGAACAGCGUGAACGGCGAAAGUCCAGCAGCCGGCCGAUACGAGCACAGUCUCUCAACAUAUGA